This is a messenger RNA of Aureococcus anophagefferens, 1196 nucleotides long. RefSeq lists its product as hypothetical. The transcript has a single exon. NCBI's taxonomy places the organism in Eukaryota, Pelagophyceae, Pelagomonadales, Pelagomonadaceae. The record is from RefSeq and is a predicted model, not a curated record. Gene Ontology annotation, molecular function: fatty acid synthase activity. Gene Ontology annotation, biological process: fatty acid biosynthetic process. The annotation marks the transcript as partial.
GCGCCUUCGUCGGCCGGCCGCGGCCGGCCGACGUCGACGGCGACGCCGCGGCCGGCCCGCGGACCGUCGCGGCCGCCUUCGCCCGGGACCGCCACUGGGCCGCCGGCGACGACGACGCGGAGGCCCGGCCGCCGCGGACCGACGCGGAGGACGCGGCGCUGGAGGCGUGUCUGCUCUACGAGCUCGGCUGGGAGGCGGCCGCGCCCGUCGCGGCGGAGCUGCCCCCGUCGCGCUACGUCGUGUUUCCGGACGCGCGGGGCGUCGCGGCGUCGUUCGUUCCGCCGGACGUCGAGGCGCUCGUCGGCGACGCCGUCGCGGACGCGCCGACCUGCGCCGCGGCGCGCGGCGCCGUCGACCGCCUCCUGGACGCGGCGGACGCGCUGCCCGCGACGGCGCACGCGCGCUACGUCGUCGGCUUCGGGCUCGACGGCCCCCGGGGGGCACUGAGAGACGUCGCGGACGUCGCGGAGGCGCGCGCGGCGGCGCUGCUGCGCCUCUUCGGGCGCCUGGCGACGUCCACGGAACGGUCGAGCGUCGUCGUGCUCACGCGGGGCGUGCACCCGGACGCGUGGGGCGCGCCGGACGGCGCGGGCGUCUGGGGCGGCGCGCUCUGGGGCGCGGCGACGUCCGCGCGCGUCGAGCUCGCGGCGCUCCGCGCGGACCCGCCGGCCAUCGCCUGCGUCGACAGCGGGCGCCGCGCGUCGUCGAAGGCGCUGCGGAGGGAGGUGCAGGGCGCGCUGUCGGACGACGUGAGACUCGCCGACGGGUCGCGCGCGGUCGCGCGGCUCCGGCCGGGCCGGCGGCACCACGCGGCGUCGGCCUUGGACGUUUCGCCGCCGGCGGGCGUGCUGGUCAUCACGGGCGGCACGGGCGCGCUCGGCUUAGCUGUUACUCGGUGGCUCCUGGAGCUGCGCGCGCGCGACGUCGACGCCGGCGCGGCGGCGGCGGCGACGCGGAUCUGCCUGCUGUCGAGGAGCGGCGGCGCGAGUCCCGCCUACGUCGCCGGCCGCGGCGACCUGGACGCCGCGGCGCGGCGCGCCGGGGCCUCCGUCGAGGCGCUCGCGGUCGACGUCGGCGACGACGCGGCGCUCGAGCGCGCCUUGUCCGACCUCGGCCCCGUCGCGGGCGUCGUCCACGCCGCGGGGCUCCUCGCGGACGCGGCGCUGGCCCAGGAGGAGCUGGCGAAGCUCCGGGCC